AUGAAUCCAUCGGCGAUAAGACGUGAAUUUCAAGAUUUAGCGGCUCAGACAGGCCCACAAGAAUUGCGUUUUUCACCUUUUCGUAAUAUGAACGAUUUUUUAAUUGAUAAUUAUUGGAGUAUGCCAAAUUUCAGUGAUAUCAAUUAUCCCGUUGAUUUUCUGUUUGGUUUGGUGGUUGUUUCCGCCGUACUCAUGGCAUUUGUUUACGUAUCACCGUCAACAAAAUUACAAUCACCGACAGCUUCGAUCGAAAGCUUUUUGCAAACAUUAAAACGUGAUCGACCUAUUAUUAUUCUCGUCGCUUUAUUAGGCGUUUCCUAUUUGAUACUUAGUAUGCUAGGAAAAAUACUGGUUUUUAUUGCUGGAAUUGUAUUGCCGAUUCAGGCAAUCUUACUUCAUGCUGCAUUUAGAAAACGUAAUAUAGUAAAUAAAAUAGCAAAUAAAGUGGAAUUAUUUGGUUUAAAAAAUACCCCAAUUCGAAAUCCAACGUCACAAUCGAUUCGUUUGGCACCAUUACGUUCAAUGAAAGAAUUUGUUGGUGGUAAUAACUGGACUAUUCCGUCAGAUCUUCAACAUUUAAAUGUGCUUCAAAAACAAGUUCUACAAAAUUUAGUUUAUUAUCAAACCAAUUAUUUGGCAUUUCUUGUUUCCGUAUUUAUUCUCGUUGCAUUAUACAAACCUGCUGCUAUUGUUUUUGGUUUAUUCGUGACAUUAGUUGUAUUGGGCGCAUUUGUUUAUCUAAGUAAACAUGGAGGAGCGUUAAAUGCAAUAAAAAGAAAUCGACCAUUGGUAAUGUUGGCUGGUAUUUUGGUAUUGUCAUUUUUUAUAAUCAAAUUUUUUGGUACAAUAUUUGCAUUUCUGUUUGGAAUUGUUCUUCCAAUUGCAGGCAUUAUUGCCCAUGCUGCAAUGCGUGGAGCUACAUUUCAGAAUAAAAUUGCUAAUAAAGUCGAAUCAUUGGGAUUACAAGGAACGCCCGUUGGUUGGGUAUUACACUGUUUGGGUGCAGAUGAAUCUGAUAUAGCUCAUUAA
Molecule: messenger RNA, 1029 nt
Organism: Didymodactylos carnosus
Lineage: Eukaryota; Metazoa; Rotifera; Eurotatoria; Philodinida; Philodinidae
Source: the annotation of a GenBank genome assembly